AAUGGAGAUUGUGUAUGUGUACACAAAGAAGCGCAGUGAGUUUGGACGCCAGUGUAACUUUUCCGACCGUCCAGCUGAGCUGCAUGUGGACAUUCUCCCUGACACGUCCCUCGCUGCAAACUUCACAGUGAGAGAUCCGUGUAAUGUGACAGUUCAGUGUGCCGAGGAAAUGUCCGAGCAUGAGGUGAACACAGAGCGCUUUGAAUCAGAGUCCCGAGGAGUAAACCAUGUGGAAGGAGGGUGGCCGAAAGAUCUCAAUCCAGAGGACAUGGAGGCGACCAUCCGCUACAGGAAGAAAGUGGAGAAGGAUGAACACUAUCAGAACACCAUCAUGCAGAUUGCUGGUCUCAUGGAACACUGUUGCAAGCAGAACAACGCCACUGACAUCUACCAGGAGUUCUUUGAGGAUGAGGACGAGGAGGUAAUGGAGGAAUCAGAGGAGCAGCCAUCAGCAAAGACAAUCAAUGUCUUCAGAGACCCGAAUGAAGUGAAGCGUACAGCCACCAGUUUGUCCUGGCACCCCGAUGGCAACCAUAAACUUGCUGUGGCCUACUCCUCCCUGGAGUUUCAAAGAGCACCCAAUGACAUGAGCUUCGACUCCUACAUAUGGGACAUUGAAAAUCCCAACAAACCUGAAAUGACACUGAAACCUGUAUCUCCACUUGUAUGUCUGGAGUACAACCCAAAAGAUUCACACAUUCUUGUUGGGGGAAGCUACAACGGACAAAUCGCAUAUUGGGACACUCGUAAAGGCAGCCAGCCAGUAGAGAUGUCCACCAUCGAACACAGCCAUAGAGAUCCUGUCUACAAAGUCAUCUGGCUGCAGUCGAAGACAGGCACGGACAUCUUCUCGGCUUCUACAGAUGGUCAGGUACUGUGGUGGGACAUUCGGAAGAUGAGUGAGCCCACUGAGAGACUCGUACUAGACCCUAGUAAAAAGGGGAACCUUGAUAAUGCCCUUGGUGCAGUCUCGCUGGAGUUUGAGACCACUAUGCCCACUAAGUUCAUGGUGGGCACAGAGCAGGGUCUUGUGGUUUCAUGCAAUCGCAAAGCAAAAACCCCAGCUGAGAAGAUUGUGUGCACAUACAGCGGACACCAUGGUCCCAUUUACGCCCUGCAGAGGAACCCAUUAUUUCCUAAGAACUUCCUGACCGUGGCUGACUGGACCGCCCGCAUCUGGUCGGAGGACAUCAAAGAGUCCUCUAUCAUGUGGACCAAGUAUCACAUGGCCCAUCUGUUAGAUGGCUGUUGGAGUCCAGUCAGACCCUCGGUUUUCUUUACUGUAAAGAUGGACGGCACCUUGGACGUGUGGGACAUCUUGUUUAAACAGAACGACCCAACUCUCAGCCUUAAAGUUUGUGAUGAAGCCCUGUACAGCAUCCGAGUGCAAGAUAACGGCCGUUUCCUGGGCUGUGGCUCUCAGCUGGGAACUACCACACUGAUGGAGAUUUCAGCAGGCCUGUGCACACUGCAGAAGAACGAGAAGGCCCUGGUCUCGGAGAUGUUUGAACGCGAGACCAAGCGGGAGAAGAUUCUGGAAGCUCGGCACAGAGAGAUGCGUCUGAAGGAACGCAGCCGCUCUGAACAGAGCCGAGAGGACGAGGGCAAAGAGGCAGACGGGGAGGAGAGCGCAGCGGAGCUGGUGGCGCGUGCAGAGAGAGAGUUCUUCGACAUCAUGGAAGCUGAGAAAAAGAAAGAGGAGAAAGAACGAGAUACGGAGAAAGGUGUGUGUGAAGAGAAAGAUCUCCAGGAGGAGCAUGAAACUAAUGGUGUAUCGUCUUUUACCGGAAGAGAAAUCUCUCAGUAGAUUGCCAAAAAAGAGCUGUUCUCAUACUCGGAUCAUGUUCGCAACCCAUUUUACUUCCAUAAUGUGAUGUAUAUUUCUGAGUGAAAUGGGAUAUUCAGUGAGAAAACUUUUAUUUAUCAUGAACAUAUC
Messenger RNA from Sinocyclocheilus grahami, 1936 nucleotides. It is a transcript of the gene dnai2b, whose product is annotated as dynein, axonemal, intermediate chain 2b. Lineage: Eukaryota; Metazoa; Chordata; Actinopteri; Cypriniformes; Cyprinidae. The record is from RefSeq and is a predicted model, not a curated record. Gene Ontology annotation, cellular component: outer dynein arm. Gene Ontology annotation, molecular function: dynein heavy chain binding; dynein light chain binding. The transcript has 12 exons. Bases 2 to 1807 code for a protein of 601 amino acids. Gene Ontology annotation, biological process: outer dynein arm assembly; cilium movement.